Messenger RNA from Ornithorhynchus anatinus (platypus), 2696 nucleotides. RefSeq names its product transmembrane protein 167B (gene TMEM167B). The record is from RefSeq and is a predicted model, not a curated record. The coding region runs from base 79 to 303 and encodes 74 amino acids. Lineage: Eukaryota; Metazoa; Chordata; Mammalia; Monotremata; Ornithorhynchidae. The transcript has 3 exons.
GCGCCCGCCCGCCGGACCCCAGCGGACCCCAGAGGACCCCAGCGGAGCCCAGCGGACCCCACCGGCCCCGCCGCCAGCAUGACCAACGUGUAUUCCCUGGAUGGUAUCCUGGUGUUUGGGCUACUCUUCGUUUGCACCUGCGCCUACUUCAAGAAGGUCCCCCGUCUGAAAACAUGGCUGCUGUCAGAGAAGAAGGGAGUCUGGGGCGUGUUUUACAAAGCUGCUGUGAUUGGAACCAGGCUGCACGCGGCCGUGGCCGCCUCCUGCGUCGUCAUGGCUAUCUACGUCCUCUUUAUAAAAUGAGUCCCAAGGCCUCCGGCUCAUCAGUCCACCAGGGAGAAACUGCUGGCGACGGAGCUCGGGGCGAGCGGCCCGGGGAGGCCCGCGUCCCUUGUAGGAGAGCUGGACAGAGACCAGCCGAGACCCCGGGAUGACCCCCGAGGACCCCUGCCCCUGCCAAACCCGAGGGAAAAUUCAAUGGGCGCCAGCGUCCCAGCUGCACAGGAAACCGCACCCUUCGACCUCCCACUCCCACCGCCUUCUCUGACCCGUUGAUAAAUUAACCGUCUGCAAAGAGUGUCCCGUGUCCAGGUAUAUAGCACGCCCCUUGGCCAUCUCAUUACUCGGCUCCUGAUUGAGAAUACCUGCCCCUUUACUUUGUUCCUCAGCUGAUCACCCACGCCCCCCGGGAAGACGAACAAGGCCGAGAAGGGAGGAAUUAGGCCAUGUCCAGAGAGUGCUUUCCCUGUCUGCUUUUUCCUGUAUAAUUUGGAUUAUCACUGGGACAAGGCAGGGAGAAGAGGAAAGCCAGAAAACCAUUUGGCUUUGGAAAGUUGCCUUUUCUCUACCUUUUGGGAAUCCCUCCCUCCCCCCCCCCGCCCAUCCCCGACUAUUUUCAUCCCCCUUCGUCUCCAAACCUCAAGUGAGCAGACGAAACAGCUAAAUGAUGAUCGCUUAGUCAUUUUACCACAGGAGUUCUCACUGCCUGGGAUUCAUCCAGAAAACAAGAGACCUAGAGAACAAAGGAUCUUUGUUCUCGCCCACCCAAAAGAGGAGGAAGCCUGAAGACCUGGGCCAGAUCAAAUUGGCAAGGGGAAAGCCCACGAUCCGACCCGACCCGUGGCUGUUUCCCUGCUGCCCCAACAUGUUUUCCAAGACGUCCAGAAUCGAAGCGGCGCGGCUUCUUGGGGUAGAAGAAAAGGGUUUCCAUUUUAAUUGAGACUGGGGGGAAGAGAAAGCAUUAACGAAACUUGUCUUGCUUUUAGGAUGCCAACUCAUCUCUUAGAAAAAAUUGCUACUAGCACCCUGAGGCAAUUGCUUCCACACCGUGACUAGGUGGGCAAUCCAUCCUGGUCCCCUCACUCGUCUCUUGAGCUAUCUCCUGCGAGUUGCACUUUACUUAGGGAGAGUGUUGCCUUUGCACUUUGCCUCAUUCGCAACUGCUCGCUUUGGUUGUUCCACAGCACACCUGAACAGGUGACAGGAGUCAGAUGGGGAGGAGAGUUUUGGGACGAUUUUUUUUUUUCCCUCCUCCCGGGAGUGUAGAAUGUCAGAGGUGGAAGAGGGCUGCCGCUGGAGCAAAGCGAUCUGGCAGAUUUACUCUCCCCUUCGCUAAAAGUGGUAACUCCCAGGUUGAGGUGUCAGCGUCCCACUUUCCGCUGAAGUCUGCCAAGGGAGCGACCGUCAGUGAGCUCAGCACUUUCAGGGUGAAGUAGGUUCAACUGGGCCCCCAAAUCCAUUUAAAAGACGAUCCGGCUGGGCGGUAGGUGGUAUUUGUUAGAUUCGCUACCUAGGGCAAAGGGGGGGUGUAUCCCCAAAUCCUCCCAGAAAGGGGAUCGAUCGUGCAUCCACCCUUCCCCUCCUCCCUCAUGGCCCUGCACUCGAUUCCCUAGAGGGAAGUGGACUGUUAGCAAACACUAAAGGUGUACUUGUCUCAGAGCAGUAGCUAAGCUUCCUGGAGAAUACAUCCAAGGGGGGAAUUUCAGUGGAAGAAGCUGCCUUCCUCAGCUCUUGAACUAGAAAGAAGUCUUCAACUCAAGAUCUCCUUCACAGGGAAGACGGUCAAGAUGCACCUUGUGGGUGUAAGUUUGGGAACCUGUUGGCUGAGGGGGGAGUUUCUCCCAGUAACCCCAGGUUCAGCACGUUUUGCACACGUUCCGUUUGGAAGCUUUAAUGUGUAGUGUUUUCUGAACGGGCGAACACUCUGAACUUUGUACUCUGAGCGGUUUCCAACUUUUGGUUAGUUCCAUUUCCCAGUCUAGUGUCUCCAAACCAAUCUUUCCAGCCCCGCUGGCCCAUCUGCCGGCCCCAAGCCCUUGACCGAUUGUAUUCUGAGGCAGCGGGGUGGGGUCUUACCAAAAUGUGCCCAAAAGCCUAGUGUGAGAGCUACUCGCACGGAGAAGCAAACUUGUCUCCGUCUCUCCCAGCCAUAGGGAGCCAAGAUUGCUUUUCAACUGUGGAGAUCGGCAUCUGAGUUAACAUGUCCUCUACCUGACAGGGAUUGAGUGGCGAUACCCAGAGUUCAUCCCUCCUGGGGUUUGAUGGGGGUCAAAAUUGGUUUUUGUGGUGCUAAGGUGAAAAGAAGGAAAGCUUGCCAGGGUGGAGGCCCUUAGUUACUUUUAUAGUUGAAAUAAAAACUUUUUUUUAUACUCAGUGGUCUGUGCAAAUCCUUGCAAAUAAAAUGUCUUUCCCUACAA